UGGAUGCACUAGGUUUAAGUUUAAUUAAAACAAACUUCAGUUUUUAUCCUCAGACAUCUAAUUUAGGCCAAUACAAUUUUUGUUAUUUUAGAUUAAAAUCGAGUUAAAAGAUCUAUCAAGUUGUUUAUUUAUAUAUUCGCACGAACUAAUUUACAAUCAUAUCUUUCAUGUGUUACAUUUUAUUAAUAUGUUAAACAAUAAAUUCAACGAAUAACAUUUGUUAAAUAAAACAAGUUACAUAUUGUAAAAAGUCGUUUUUAACAUUCUUAACGCGUAACCGGUAUCUGGGUGGGUUAUCUCUCCCUAGUGAAUUAUCUUGGUCCGGCUGUUUUCCCGUGGCCGUUUAGACUGGGAACAACAUUAUUUUGCUGACAUGAAGGGAAUAAACUAAACGGCAAAAACAUUGCAUACUAAUAAUAUUAUAUUGUUUACAAUGGUUGCGUUUGGCAUAAAGUGAUACUUUGUCAUCUUGCAGCUGUUCAGGCAUUUGUACAACUGUAAACAAAAACAGGGGUCUAUAGGUGGAGGUCACCACUGCAAUUCAAUACCACUGAGUACUGGAAAAGCAUGAAAUCGCGACCCUCUGACCCCGCUGAAACAAACAAAAGACCCCGUAACAAAGACAACCGCGUUAACAAUGUGCAUAACAACUGAGAGAUAGCAGAAUGGGCUACAAUACGACCUGCUUUAUUCUGUAACAAAACACCUCCCUGUUGUUCAUAUAUAAUUAGACAAAACUUUGCACGUUGCAAAGUGGCAGCGCUGGAUUUGGAGGACUUUGGAUCGGUGGACUUUGAGAGGUUUCGUUUGCGGUACUAUCAUCAUGACUUUACUACCGAGGAUCGUGCGGUUGGUGAGGAGAGGCUCUUCCUCGUUUCACUUUCAAUGUACUGCCAACAUGUCAUCGAAUAACCGGAGACUUCGAGUACUGGUGGACAUGGACGGUGUACUUGCAGAUUUCGAGGGAGGAUUUUUAAAGAAAUUCAAGGCGAGGUAUCCGAACGAGCCGUAUAUAUCUUUAGAGGACAGACGAGGCUUCUGGGUAUCGACACAGUACGGGGAAUUGAGAAGUGACCUGUUUGACAAGGCCGUAAGCAUUUGGGAGUCAAAAGACUUUUUCAUGGAGCUGGACCCUCUACCUGGAGGUGUGGAAGCUGUGAAGGAGAUGUCCAAGAUGGAAAAUACAGAUGUCUUCAUUUGCACCAGUCCAAUAAAGCAUUACAGCUACUGUCCAUAUGAAAAGUAUGCAUGGGUAGAGAAACACCUGGGCCCUAACUUCCUGGAGCAGAUUAUCCUGACCAGAGACAAGACCAUAGUGACCGGAGACGUUCUCAUAGAUGACAAACCUGAUAUCCUGGGUGUGGAGCCCAAUCCUACCUGGGAACACAUCUUAUUCAGUGCCUGUCACAACAAGCACCUGCCACUGAACCCCUCCCAACGGCGACUUCUGUCCUGGUCGGAUGAUUGGAGGGAAAUGCUGGCAAGUAAGCGCCAGUAACCCUACAACCUCAAACAGCAUCAUCUUGCACCAGGUGCUGUCAUACACUCAGUCAAUGAUAAGGGGGAGCAAGCUGAUUGACGCACAAAUUUUAGAAUGAUAACAAUGUAAUAUAGUUAAAUAUAACAUACAUCCCUCAUACAGUAUUACUCUCUAAAGGUUCAUAAUAAUGCCUUUUAUUGUUUGCAUGAUCCAAGGCAUUGUUGAAAAUAUUAAGUAAAGGAGAGGAUGAGGGAUGCAAACAAGUUUGAUUUUAAUAUAGAAUACUGUAUGUGUUCAUUUGUGACUGAUUUGAUUUUUAGCAUCACUUUAGUGUCGUUUUAUUGUUUAUUAUGCUUAUACUCAGAAUUUUGUUUACAUUAAAUGUACAUAAGCAUAAACUGCCUUCCUCUUUAAUAUAAAGAGGGUGGGAGAAAUAGUCUGUAAGGAUGGGAGAAUAACAAAAAUGGCACAUUUACAUAUUAGCCCAAACAUAAGCUACUUUAAUGGUUCAUCACUGUAAAAAAUGAUAUCAAAACAUAUUUUUAUGUUAAACAAACUAAGUUAAACAAUUUCAACAAGUCAAAACUUAAAAUAGUACGUUGAAUUGACUUGCAAUUGCAUAACAAAGUUGUUUAACUUUAUACUCCGGAUAUUAUUUGUGUUUUACUGAUAUGGGGUUUUUAAUGGCCUAUGUCUAUAUUGUAAAAGCAAUGAGGCCGAUAAUUACAGUAAAUAGGAGACAAAAAGAAAAUAGGUAAAACUAAAUAAAUAUGCAUACCCUUUAUAACUACUUGAAAAGACAUUUGUUUUGCGGAUCUGAGACCUCACGUUACUGUUUGAAUAAGACUUUGCUACACACCAGACCAGAGUGUCAUUGUGUGUAACACAACGUAACAUCACGUUUAAAAGUAAAUCCUGAUUGGUGUCUGUCAGACACACUGGCGGCUCGUGACUUACUUUCCGAGGAGACACGAAUGCGAAACUCAUCAAAACAUUGUCAUGUGUGUAGAUCUUCAUGACAAAAUAUGUGUACGCAGAAAAUAUAUUGAAAUAUCGGCAGAUCGAUGGUCAUAUAUCAGUCCGUCAAUAGUUCUUAUCAUUAUGGUAGGAGUAUGCAUAUAUAAUUUUAUUUGAGGGAGAAUGUAUUACCCAAAGUAAGACACAUAUGUUCUUUAUUGUUAUAUAUCAUAAUUUAGCUAUGUUGUGAGUCUCACUAGUUGUCUAGAUCAGGCUGAACACUAUAUGUUUAGUUAAUAUACUGUGAUAUGUCCGACAAAACAAAGAAAGUUUUUUGGGCUUGUAGCACUCUUAACACUAGAGGGCACUCUAACUACAUAAAAAAACUUCUAAUACUUGGAUGCUGCUUUGUUUAAUGAUCCAGUGUUUAUUCAGAUCUCGCUCAGUAAUUUAUUGGUUUCAAGCAUGCAUUUUUGGGGCGCAGUUUAUGCCUUUGUUUGAUACUGGGGGUACGGGACCGGCAAAGCGCCUUGAUUCGAACUCAGGUUACUGAAAGUGCGUUUCAAAUAUAUGUCGGAGCACUGUCCACUACACCCUCGACUCCAAGAGUUUAUCUUUUAAUAAACUUUAUUAUGCCUUGAGGGUAGUUGAAAAUGUCAUUUUAAAGAAUAGUUAACCCAUAAUGUACAUUUUGCCAUCGUUUUGUCACUCUUGUAUUAUAUUAUCAUUAUUCUUUUGUGUUGUAAACAAGUAAAUGAAAAGCUGUGUAAGUGAUGACAACAUUUUAGGUAAACUAUGCCUUCCAUUAUCUACAAAUAAAAGUAGUGGUAAUAUUGUGUGUGAAAUAUAAUGCAUGAAUUCCCUUUUAUAUUUAUACAAAACACAAUGCAUUUAUCUUUCAUGAGCCAUUGUAGACAAUACUUAUACAGGCUCAGUCACACUCACAAAUCUUUUGUGUGAUUUUAAAACAAGACAGAGUUUAUCGUUCAUUUGCAAGAACAAACAAACAAAGUGUAAUCUUAAAGAUUAAAUAGUUUGGAGUAUUACAUGAAACCGCAGAUGAUGGAAAGAAUUGAAAAUGACAGAACGCUCUCUCUCCAGUGCUUUUGGGAACAUUAAGGCUCAAACACAAUGGAAAUGAGCUCAUGAAUUUAUUCAGGAUAUCAGCUAAUCAGACUUAGCUUUAGUGAAAUCCUUAAGGGAAAGAUUAAACUGAGCCUUUAUUAUAUGUGUAAAGUACAAAACAGCCAAACAAUGACACCCUGUAGGGUGAAUGUAAAAGGUGAAGUGCUAAACCCAGGCCUUUUGUGAUGCUAUUGCAAUCCUCCAUCAAUUGAGCUACAGGAACUGUGUAUGCAUUAAAAUGCAUUAAAGUCAAAAGUUAAUAGUUUACAUCAGUGGUCUCAAACUCCCGGCCCGCGGGCCAUUUGCGGCCCGCCCUCCCCCUCUCUGCGGCCCGCGUCACCUUUCAACAAUAUAACGUAAUCUGGCCCGCAGAAAGAUUUUUAUUUAAAUUCAAUUUUUUUAUUUAAACGUUUAAGGGUUCGGUCACAUGUCGCGUCUAACAACGCGAGUUAAAACGAGUCGAGGCGUUUCUUAAAGUAUGUUUACUUUUCAAAGUGCUUGCUUGGGAGCGGAGGUUGCGCAGCGUGGGAUCGCGUCACCCGUUGCUACGCAGCCACGAGCGCGCGCUCUGUGAUGGCGAGGGUAAUGGAAUGCGGGAUCGGAUUUUAAUUCCUCUCGCGUCAAUCAUAUCAUUGUCACAAUGCGAUCAGUUCAUCUGAUCGCGACUUUGUAUUGUUUGUCCAGAGAAGAUUUGUUACUUCCGGGUGGAUACUCUGUUACUCAGAGAAGAGCUGCUGUGGGGUUAUUACCGUAGUUCACAUCAAGUCACAGCUUCUAAUGGAGACACCGCAGUGGGAGAUGUAGUGCAACAGUUUAAUGUUAAACUACGGAUGAGAAAAUGACCCAUCAAAGUGCCCAGGUUAGGAAGAGAGGAAAGAUGAGGAGAAAUUACAGAGGAUACAAGUAUGUACACUUCUAUAUAUAAUGAAAUACAUAUGAAGUAUAAUACAUUAUUAUCUUGCUUGCUUAUACAGAGCAGUAUUAUUUAUUUUUACUGUCCAACUAGCUUAUGUAACAUUGACUACCCAUCCAAAUGUUUUAGGAUCACUUUCACUUAUUAAUAUUUUUCUAAAUAUAAUAGCAAAUUCAUUAAAACGGUGGAAUAACAAAAAGGAACAUAAUGAAGUCAAUACUAUGACUGAAAACAGUCAAAAAUAAAUAAAAACAG
This is a messenger RNA of Misgurnus anguillicaudatus (oriental weatherfish), 4730 nucleotides long. RefSeq names its product 5'(3')-deoxyribonucleotidase, mitochondrial. Gene Ontology annotation, molecular function: 5'-nucleotidase activity. The record is from RefSeq and is a predicted model, not a curated record. Gene Ontology annotation, biological process: pyrimidine deoxyribonucleotide catabolic process. Lineage: Eukaryota; Metazoa; Chordata; Actinopteri; Cypriniformes; Cobitidae. Gene Ontology annotation, cellular component: mitochondrion.